CGCCCUGUCCGAUAUCAGCAAGAACCCUGCGAGCACCGAGAAGGAUUUUAUGGGAGCUUUGAGAGCAUUUUAACGAAUCUUAUUAUGUUACCUCAUUGAGAGUAAAUCUCUGCUGAGAGCUUCAAACUGUGAAACUACCUGCUGCUUGUCGCUGGAAGCGCUUUGUCAUGUCGUUACUGUGUGUCAGAGUGAAAAAAGCCAAGCUUCGAGGACCACCAGAUAAGUUCAACACCUACGUAACACUGAAGGUGCAGAAUGUUAAAAGCACAACUAUCACUGUGCGUGGGGACCAGCCGUGCUGGGAACAGGACUUCAUGUUUGAGAUCAACCGGCUGGACCUCGGUCUCAUUGUCGAGGUGUGGAACAAAGGCCUCAUCUGGGACACCAUGGUGGGGACAGCCUGGAUUCCUCUUAAAAACAUCCGACAGUCUGAGGAGGAGGGUUCAGGCGAGUGGAUCUUCCUGGAUGCAGAGGUUCUAAUGAAGGCGGAUGAGAUUUAUGGCACUAAGAACCCAACGCCUCACCGAGUGCUGCUGGAUACUCGCUUCGAGCUGCCGUUUGAUAUUCCAGAAGAUGAGGCUCAGUAUUGGACGGGUAAGCUGGAGCGCAUCAACAUGGGAAUCCACGAUGAGUACCCCCUCCAGAAUGUCGAUGAUCAGAGGGCCAUGCUGCAAUGCGCCCCCUCCCAGUGUUCUUUGGAUGACCAGGACAGCGCCGUAGAUGACCGGGACAGUGACUACCGCAGUGAGACCAGCAACAGUUUGCCUCCUCGGUACCACACGACGGCCCAGCCCAACUCAUCCAUGCACCAGUUCCCCAUGGGACCCCGUACACAGCAGCUGCUAGACUGCUGCACCGACUCUGUCCACAGCUUUGACCUGGACUACACGGACCAGAGAGGAAGCAGUCCAGUGGAAAGUAAUCGUUACGGGUCAUCGGGGAACCUGAGCCAGGCUAGCUCACAGCUGAGUGAGACCGGCCAGGAGAGCACCGGAGGGUCCGAACUGGAAGAGUCCUUCCACUCCUACCAUAGCACCAGCUUACACCCUUCCGUUAAUGGCCAGCCUCGCUUAACUGGACCUCUUCCCACCAAUGGGCACUCGACUGGCCAUGAGAAGGACGUAGAUGUUCAGUCCUCUGAGUUAAUCCCAAGUUUAAAAUGUGAUGCAUCAGAAAAGGAAGCAUCUAAACUCCAAAGACUCCAUGAUGGAGGCUCGCCGUUGCCUUUCUCCCCAUCUAGAGUUCGCUGGUUGAAAGCCAUCAACAAAGUGAGGGUUCAGCUUCGGGAGGUCAGAGAUGUGGAACCCAAUACCAGACAGGCCUGGGUUAAACCAGGUAGUGGAUCUGGUCUGUAUGGAAUUGACAGCAUGCCAGACUUGCGCAAGAAGAAGCCCAUCCCCUUGGUCAGCGACGUGUCCCUCGUCCAAGCCAGGAAGGCAGGGAUUGCCUCUGCUAUGGCUGCACGGUCCUCAUUCAAGGAUGAGGAGCUGAAAAACCAUGUGUACAAGAAGACCCUGCAGGCUCUCAUCUACCCCAUUUCCUGCACUACGCCACAUAACUUUGAGGUGUGGACAGCCACCACCCCCACUUACUGCUAUGAGUGCGAGGGGCUGCUGUGGGGAAUCGCCCGCCAAGGCAUGCGUUGCUCCGAGUGUGGGGUCAAGUGCCAUGAAAAGUGCCAGGAGCUGCUUAAUGCUGAUUGUUUACAGCGAGCGGCAGAGAAAAGCUCCAAGCAUGGAGCGGAGGACCGCACCCAAAACAUCAUCAUGGCCAUGAAAGACAGGAUGAAGAUUAGAGAAAGGAACAAACCAGAGAUCUUUGAGCUAAUCAGGGAAGUGUUCAUAGUCACUAAAGCCAUUCACGCUCAGCAAAUGAAGACCAUCAAACAGAGUGUCUUAGAUGGGACCUCAAAGUGGUCGGCCAAGAUCACCAUCACAGUGGUUUGUGCGCAGGGACUUCAGGCGAAAGACAAGACAGGUUCCAGUGAUCCAUAUGUAACAGUUCAGGUGGGCAAAACCAAGAAGAGAACCAAGACCAUUUAUGGCAACCUCAACCCAGUCUGGGAGGAAAAGUUCCACUUCGAGUGCCACAAUUCUUCAGACCGCAUCAAAGUUCGUGUUUGGGACGAGGACGAUGACAUCAAGUCCAGAGUGAAGCAGCGUCUAAAGAGGGAGUCCGAUGAUUUCUUGGGUCAGAGUAUCAUCGAAGUUCGAACGCUGAGCGGAGAAAUGGACGUGUGGUACAACCUGGAGAAGAGGACAGACAAGUCAGCCGUCUCAGGUGCCAUUCGCCUCCAGAUCAACGUGGAGAUCAAAGGAGAAGAGAAAGUGGCUCCGUAUCAUGUGCAGUACACCUGUUUGCAUGAGAACCUGUUCCACUUUUCCACCGAUGUGCUCGGUCAGGGUGUGGUUAGAAUCCCCGAGGCGCGUGGAGAUGAUUCAUGGAAGCUCUACUUUGACGAUGUGGCGCAGGAAAUCGUUGACGAGUUUGCUAUGCGCUACGGGAUUGAGUCUAUCUACCAAGCCAUGACACACUUUGCCUGCUUGUCUACUAAGUACAUGUGUCCUGGAGUUCCUGCAGUGAUGAGCAGCCUGCUGGCUAAUAUCAAUGCAUUCUACGCCCACACAACUGCAUCCACCAAUGUGUCCGCCUCUGACCGCUUCGCUGCUUCCAACUUUGGGAAAGAGCGCUUUGUCAAGCUUCUAGACCAGCUACACAACUCCUUACGUAUUGAUCUCUCUACCUAUAGGAAUCACUUUCCUGCCAGCAGCAAGGACCGCCUGCAAGAUUUGAAAUCAACAGUGGACCUUCUAACCAGCAUCACCUUCUUCAGGAUGAAGGUCCAGGAGUUACAGUCCCCACCCAGAGCCAGUCAGGUUGUGAGGGACUGUGUUAAAGCCUGCCUCAACUCUACAUAUGACUACAUCUUCAAUAACUGCCAUGAACUCUACAGCAGACAGUUCCAACCUGCAGACGCCAACAAGGAGGAGCUGCCCCUGGAAGAGCAGGGCCCCAGUAUCAAGAACCUGGACUUCUGGCCCAAACUCAUCAUGCUUAUCGUCUCCAUCAUAGAGGAAGACAGGAACUCCUACACACCAGUGCUCAAUCAGUUUCUUCAGGAACUGAAUGUAGGAAAGGUUUCAGCAGAAGUCAUGUGGACUUUGUUUGCUCAAGACAUGAAGUACGCUUUGGAAGAGCAUGAGAAGCACCGACUGUGUAAAAGCACAGACUACAUGAACCUACACUUCAAAGUCAAGUGGCUCUACAAUGAAUAUGUCAAGGAGCUUCCGACCUUUAAGGGCGUUGUUCCCGACUACCCAUCAUGGUUUCUGCAGUUUGUCCUGCAGUGGUUGGAUGAAAAUGAGGAUGUGUCGAUGGAGUUCAUGCAUGGAGCUCUGGAGAGAGACAAAAAAGAUGGAUUCCAGCAGACCUCUGAGCAUGCUUUGUUCUCCUGCUCCGUGGUGGACAUCUUCACCCAGCUCAACCAGAGCUUUGAGAUCAUCAAGAAACUGGAGUGCCCCGAUCCCAAGGUCAUGGCUCAGUACAGCCGCCGCUUCUCCAAGACAAUUGCCAAAGUUCUCCUGCAGUACAGUGCCAUCCUGACCAAGGGUUUUCCUUCCUACGUUGACAAGGAGAAGAUUCCUUGUGUCCUCAUGAAUAACGUGCAGCAGCUGAGAAUCCAGCUGGAGAAAAUGUUUGAAUCAAUGGGUGCCAAACAGAUGGACACCGAGGCCAGUGACUUGCUGAACGAUCUGCAGGUGAGACUCAACAACGUUCUGGACGACCUCAGCAGUACGUUUGGGAACAGCUUCCAGAGCUGCAUCAAUGACUGCAUGCGUCAGAUGGCGUCGCUGCUGUACCAGAUAAAAGGGCCGCUCAACGAAAACACCAAGAACCAGGUGGAGGCCGACUCGGACAACAUGCUGCGGCCACUCAUGGACUUCCUGGAUGACAAGUUGACUCUUUUCGCCACUGUGUGUGAGAAAACUGUGCUGAAGCGUGUUCUCAAGGAGCUGUGGAGGAUCGUAAUGACAAGCCUGGAGAAGACCAUCGUCCUACCGCAGGGGAACGACACCUUUGGAGCACAGAUCCUUUCUGCUGCUAAAGAACUGGGACAUCUUUCUAAACUCAAGGAUCACAUGGCAGGGGACGCUAAAAGCCUGACUCCCAGACAGUGUGCUGUCAUGGAUGUGGCUCUGGAUACUAUCAAGCAAUACUUUCAUGCAGGAGGAAAUGGGUUGAAGAAGGCUUUCCUGGAGAAGAGUGCUGAGCUUUCCUCUCUCCGUCAUGCUCUGUCUCUCUACACCCAGACGACCGACACGCUCAUCAAGACCUUUGUGACCACGCAACAUUCACAAGGCUCAGGUGUGGACAAACCUAUCGGAGAGGUGUCCCUGCAGAUUGAGCUCUACACUCAUCCGAAGAGCGAAGAGCGGAAAGUGACACUGAAAGUCAUAGGAGCCAGCGAUUUGAAAUGGCAAACAUCCGGCAUGUUCAGACCGUUUGUAGAGGUCACCAUGAUCGGGCCUCACCUCAGCGACAGGAAACGCAAAUUUCAGACCAAAUCCAAGAACAACAGCUGGUCUCCCAAAUACAACGAAACCUUUCACUUCGUUCUGGGUAACCAGGACGGCUUCGAGUGCUAUGAGGUGCAAGCCUGCGUCAAAGACUACUGCUUCGGCCGUGCCGACCGGGUCGUGGGCCUGGCUGUGGUGCAGCUGAGGGACAUCGUGGAGAGGGGCAACUGUGCCUGCUGGUGCCCUCUGGGGCAGCGUAUCUACAUGGACGACACGGGCCUCACGGCCAUGCGGAUCCUCUCCCAGCGCUCCAACGACGACGUGGCGAAGGAGUUCGUUCGCCUGAAGUCAGAGACUCGGUCGGCAGAGGAGGGAAGAUGAGGAUGCAGAAA
Molecule: messenger RNA, 4909 nt
Organism: Girardinichthys multiradiatus
Lineage: Eukaryota; Metazoa; Chordata; Actinopteri; Cyprinodontiformes; Goodeidae
Product: protein unc-13 homolog B-like
Exons: 39
Coding region: 168-4898 (1576 amino acids)
Biological process (GO): dense core granule priming; synaptic vesicle priming; synaptic transmission, glutamatergic
Cellular component (GO): presynaptic active zone cytoplasmic component; terminal bouton; presynaptic membrane
Molecular function (GO): syntaxin-1 binding; calcium ion binding; diacylglycerol binding
Source: RefSeq, a predicted model, not a curated record